Lampris incognitus (smalleye Pacific opah) is the source of this 4969-nucleotide messenger RNA. It is a transcript of the gene zbtb38, whose product is annotated as zinc finger and BTB domain containing 38. Gene Ontology annotation, molecular function: protein binding. Bases 553 to 4257 code for a protein of 1234 amino acids. The record is from RefSeq and is a predicted model, not a curated record. Gene Ontology annotation, biological process: negative regulation of transcription by RNA polymerase II; regulation of cytokine production; regulation of immune system process. The transcript is spliced from 2 exons. NCBI's taxonomy places the organism in Eukaryota, Metazoa, Chordata, Actinopteri, Lampriformes, Lampridae.
UAAGCGGAUCUGCGAUAACAGAAUACAGCACUGACUGACACAGGCUAAGACACUCAACACCGCCCUCUCAGCUGAGUCUGGUCUGGGAGGAAAAAUAUUACGUAACAAUAAAAGAUCUGUCUCCCAGCCCUACUUCCUGAAUACCAGCCUAGGCCCUAAACUGAAGCAAGGCAGAAGCCACAUUAGUUUGUUUGAGCCUACUUUUUUCUGCUUUAUCCCCUGCAUCCACAUAUUCACUAGAACCACCCCUCCUUCUCAGGCCCUCUAUUUGGGUCAGUGAUGCAGCGAGGUUGACACAGCAGUGUUAGCGGCCUCCAGAGGCUUUUCCACAACAAGGAAGCGGAUCGGAGAGUCUCUGCCAGAUCCACAGUCCAAGGACAGCUACCAGACAACAGCGAAGGGGGGGAAACGGUGAAGCCUUGAACUAAGCCAAAGGGAGCUGGGUUGUUAACGUCCUUCCCUCCUCCCACACAGACACCAGAGAGACUGCCUACCUCCUUCCACUAUGACAGAGACAGGAGCCAGCAAGACCGUCUUCAAACAAACAUUUUGAUGACUGUGGUGUCCCCCUCCAUUCAGGACCUGAUGGACAGCACUCACCCCCACACCGUGCUCAGCAAGCUUAAUGAGCAGCGCUCACAGGGCCUUUUCUGUGAUGUUACCAUUGUUGUGGAGGAUGUAAAGUUUCGGGCCCACAGGAACAUCCUGGCAGCCUGCAGCGGCUACUUCAGGAAUGCAUUGAUGGCUCCGGAGGACUGGACUUCCAGCCAGGUGCUGGAGCUGAUGGACCUGAAGUCUGAAGUGUUUGCCUGUGUCCUCAACUUUAUCUAUUGCUCAAAGGUGGCAUUAACUGGUGCAGAGGACAGACAGGUCAUGGUGGCAGCUGGGAAGAGACUAGGGAUUCCUUUUUUAGAGAGGCUAGCAGAAGAGAAGCAGGGCUCUGGACUUUCACAAAUCAUAACAGGACAUGUUAAAACUACAGACUCUAGCAAGGUACAGAUGCCCAAGAAAGCAAAAAAGGAGGCUUAUAGGCCUGAGGAGAUAGAAAGUGCCAGAGGUCCGCGCAUCACCAACGCCUUUUCUAUCACUGAAGUGGGACCAGGGAGCAACCCCUUUACUCCACUGGUUCUCACCAAUAGGGAGAGACAGUCACCAGAUGUGGGACAACUCCCUGCCAUUUGCCCUGCCACCUCUUGCUUAACCGGAAACAAUGAGACACCACGCGCCCUGUCAGAACACUCUUACGCAGUAAAUCAGGGUGCUGAACAAAAUGAAAGCAGCCAGGAGAACGACAGAAAAGUUUCUAAGCCUUUACAAUCACAGCCAAAGCAACUGGUUAACAGGAAUAUGGGCCCACUUAAAAAGCGCCACAGGCUGAGAGGCACUCUUGGUAGAAGUAUGCCUCCUGCACCAGCAGUGCUACAUUUAGAUGUACUGACUACUGAUGGCCCAACAGUAGAUACUGCUGUCACGAACACACCAUCGGCAGUCAUGACACCACCACCACUUUAUUCGGAGACAGAAAAAGAAAAGAGGACAGAUGUGGAGUCACAUACAGCCAGUGAUAACAUUCAAAUGGAGUUAGAUCCACCUACUCUUUCCCCUCAUACUGAAGACAGCAUAUCAAUCUACGGAUGUGAAUACUGCCCAGAAAUAUUCACCAAUAAAGCUCUGCUUACCAUACACACAGAGGUGCAUAAAAAGCGUUUUGUCAGCCAUCUGUUUUGCAAAUUUUGUCACAGGAAGUUCAUGCACCUGAAACGACUGCGAAACCAUGAGCAGAUCUGUUUGAAGGUUAUGAGCGAGCCACCUACAUUAGACCUCAGCGACAAAGAGACUAGGGUAAUGGAACUUCAUUCAGAUAACAUGCCAAAGCUGGGUAACCCAGAGACACAAGUAUCGCCUGCUGAUGUCUCCACCCCUUAUUUGCUAGAUCCUCUUUGCAUGGACCAGUCAGAGAACCAGCAGGCUGCGGAGAAGGCGGUAAAUUUAGGUGGUGGGCAAAGGGUUUACAAUUGCAGUGUGUGUAAAAGGGUCUAUGUCACCCUAUCCAGUCUGAAGCGACAUGAGAAUGUGCAUUCCUGGCAAAGGGCCUAUCCCUGUCAUUACUGUAAUAAGGUGUUUGCCCUUGCAGAGUACCGUACCAAGCAUGAGAUCUGGCACACAGGUGAACGCCGCUAUCAAUGUAUUUUCUGCUUGGAGACUUUCAUGACCUACUAUAUCUUAAAAAACCAUCAGAAAUCUUUUCACGGCAUUGAUCCCAGACUAGCUGUGAAGAAAAAGUCUGCCAACGGUGGAUUCAAAGCAAGUGUAUAUCCUAUCAAACUCUACAGGCUUCUGCCUAUGAAGUUUCGAAAAAGGCGAUACAAGACAUACAGUCAGACAUAUUCAGAGGGUGAAGAACAAGGUCAAAAAGACUCACUUGACAGCAACUCUCUUAUUCCUCCAUUUGAACGGAGUGGCAUUGUCAGCAAUACAGAUACCGUGUCAUUCCAAAUGCCUGUAACAUUCAUGGCUACAACAAAGACAGUGGCACCCGUGAUGCCUCGCAUCACCUUUGACCAGCCAUAUGACCAAGACAAUGACCAAAGCUUGAACUCUGAAGCAGAGCAGCGUUAUCAGAAAGACACAAGGAAAGAGGCGGAAUGUAGGAAUCCAACAUUUAUCAGCAGUGACAGUACAAACCCUUUACAGUCGGACCUGGAGCACCCUGCCCUGGACUACAGAGAUGACACUCAAGCAUUAAUGAACUCUGAACACAUAGGUCAUAGCAUUCCAUUCUUAGCACAAUCGUUAAACACUGUUAAGAAGCUAGGUGAACUGUCCGCUGCAGCAGAGAGAGUUGAGGCAAUGACCAAAGAGAUACUUCUGUCAGGGACAGAGAGCCUGCCAGGAAAUAAAACGGAAGGGGGAAAGACUGAAAUGUACAUUGCCAAGCCUGCAUGCCAAGGUCCAUCUGUGGAUGGUGGCAGUCUGCCGCUCUGCCAGAUAACAGUGAAAAUAGGUAAUGAGGCUAUAAUCCGCCGUAAAAUCAAAGGUUCUAAGCUUUUCCCCAAGAAGAGAAAGAAAAAUAGGCAGCUGAGUGAAGUAAGGAGCCUAGGUCAGUGCCCUACAACAGUGGACAGCUCAGAAAACCCAAGGCUCCGGCUCCAAACAGAAGGAACUACAACCACACAGCCAGAGAUGUAUGAUGAGUCAAAGGACCAUGACACAGCUGAUAUGCUUUGGCGUCCCUACUACUCUUACAAAGCAAAAAAAAAGAAAAAGAAGCUGAGAUUCAAGCACAGAAGAGAUAAACAUCACAGUUAUCCUGCAACAUCAGUAGUUAGAACUACACCUGGUAAGGCCCAGUUGGAGAAAGGAUGUGUGGUGAGAGACAAGAGCAUCUCAGACGGUGUCGCAGAGGCGAAGCGCAGUCUCAGGAACAGCAGCCCAAGGGCCUCUUACAACUGUGACAUCUGCGACAGCUCCUUUAUCACUGAGUCUGGUUUGAGAGCGCACAUUAUUGGUUCCCAUCCAUGUUUUUGUCGGACGUGUGGCAAGCAGGGCCCCCCUGGCGAGGCCCCGACUUGUGGCGAUUACAUCUGUGACAGCUGUAUGGAAAAUGGCUCUUGCUUCGAUAACACAUCCCGGAGUCCCGGCACAGAGAAGAGAUAUCGUUGUUCCUUCUGUCCCCAGCGUUUUCUCUACCUCGCCACCAAGAGAAGCCACGAGAAAAAACACCAGGACACAACUGGGAAGGGGUAUAAAUAUGAAAACUACUCACCAUCAUCCAAGCACUCCACAUAUCCCAAUGAGGACAGUGAACAAAAAAUAAUCAAAACGGAAGAGGGUGUCAAUCAAGAAAAUGCCAAUAUGAAAAGUCAUGAAAUGGGGAGAGGACAUUUCUCCACAGAUAAGAUGAAGCCUAGAAUUGAUGACGCAGCUCACUUUAUUUCCAUUCCUCCAAAAUCAUAUCAGGAUAUGUCAUGUUCUAGGGUCAAAGAUCCACCAUCUUCCUCCUAUCCUGACACUUUUUUGCCCCUGCCACCUUCAAAGGGGAUACAUAAGAAGGGCCAAAAAAGAAUCGGUACACAACAAACUAUGCAUCUCGCCUCAAAAAAGCAAACUCUUGAAAUGGGCAGGGACAGCUUCAAGAGUCUUUUGAUAAGACAAAGAACAAACAGUCACAAUGAUGACAGACCCCCUCAUCUGUUCUGGAAAAAUGACGAGAAGUGGAAGUGUAAACAGGAGCCUUAUUUUGAGGACCACAACUGAAUAAAGGCGAAAGAUAAACUGAAUUCUCUUGCUAGUGACAAUGAGCCACGAUUCUCUUUUAGCAAUGUAAAAGCACCCUGAGCGUAGCUUUUUCUUAACAGCUGAGGUCAAUAAAAACGUUUUCAACAGACAAUUACUACUGAAUGUAAACACCUAAUAUCAGUGUAAGUUGUAAUUUCUACAGUUCUAAACACAACAGGCGGAGGGCUUUUUCAACUUUGCAGAAUUCUUUUUUUAUAUAUUUGUAGCCUUCUGAAAUAGACCAUAGUUUUCCCAUUUUCUAUGUGUGAAAGGCAGACUGUGGAAUGACAAUAUCCUCAUGAAAAGCAUCGGCCGAUACUGUAAGUUAUCAACGCGGCACGUUUCAAAGGGAAGAUCAACCUUGAAAUCACAAGUUGAGAGUUGUAGGGGUGAGAACUGUGUGGUAUUUCAAAGUUCACAUCGUUGCUUUCUAAAGUAUGUCUGUGGAGACACUGUCAGCAAUUCUAUGACUGUCACUUUAUUGAGUCUACCUUUCAAUAACUGGGCAUGGAGAGUUGCACUUUAUAAUAAGGUUAUGUUUGUUUUACUGAUUGAUUACUUUUGUAACUUAAUCACAAUUCUAUAAUUGCCACGGUUGUUACUAUCCUAAUUUCUAUCACAGACACAAUUGAUAUUAACGUCAUUACCUUUGUUUAAAUAUGUAAGAAAAAUAUAAACUACUAAAAUAAAU